Molecule: messenger RNA, 1122 nt
Organism: Zingiber officinale
Lineage: Eukaryota; Viridiplantae; Streptophyta; Magnoliopsida; Zingiberales; Zingiberaceae
Product: plasmodesmata-located protein 7-like
Exons: 1
Coding region: 72-944 (290 amino acids)
Cellular component (GO): plasmodesma
Source: RefSeq, a predicted model, not a curated record
AAAAUGAACAACUGAGGAGAUCGCUAAGGUGGCGGUUUAACCUUUUGCAACAAACACGUCACGAGCUCGAAAUGAACAACCUCUUCUUCCUCCUCCUCCUCUUAGCCGCCUCCAUCGCAUCUCCGACGGCGGCCGACGGCUCCGCCAAUGCCUACAUCUACGCCGGUUGCUCCGAGAGCCGCUACGCCCCCGGAUCCCCCUCCCAGAUCAACGUAGACUCUCUCCUCUCCUCCCUCGUCUCCGCCUCCUCCUCCACUCCUUACUCUAACCUCACAUCCACCGCCGCCUCCGCCUCCUUCCCUUCCUUCGGCCUCUUCCAGUGCCGCGGCGACCUCCAGCCCUCCAAUUGCGCCGAUUGCGUCCGAUCGGCUGUCUCCAGUAUUUCCUCUCUCUGCCCCUUCGCUGCCGGCGCCGCCGUCCAGCUCGACGGCUGCUUCCUCCGCUACGGUAACGAUUCCUUCGUCGGGGAGCCCGACACCAGCGUCCUCUACAAGAAGUGCGGCGCCGCUGGGGGAGGCGGGUACGGAACCGACCAGAUCGGUAUCCGAGACGCAGCUCUUUCCGCCCUGACCGGUGGCGGAGGCAACGGCGGAGCCGGCGGGUACAGGGUCGGCGCCGCCGGGUAUGUCCAGGCGGUGGCGCAGUGCGUUGGCGACCAGAGCGCGAGCGAGUGCGACGACUGCGUGGCAGCGGCGGUAGGGCAAGUCAGGGCCGCCUGCGGGUACGCCGUCUCCGGCGACGCCUACCUUGGCAAGUGCUACGCUCGGUUCUGGUACACCGGCAACGGAGCCUAUAACGACGACGCGGACCACCACCACGACGACCCGGAUCACCACCACGACGAUGACGGUAAGCUCUUCUCUCAGCUCAGCGGCGGUGGCCGUACAAUCGACUCGCAUCGUUUUAGAAUUUCAAAUUUUAUUAUUUCUCUGUUUUCCUUUUAAUUGCAGAGUAAAAAUAAAUUUUACCCCAUAUUUUACUUUUAACUCAUGAUUCACAUUAACAACUUUCUUAAUUUAUAAUUCAUACUUAUUUAAUUUAUCAAGCAUCAUAAUAUCGACUUAAUAUGAUUAUACGUGGAGUUAUUGUGACAUUAUCGAAGUAUCUACUAAUAAAGUGACU